Messenger RNA from Plutella xylostella (diamondback moth), 1115 nucleotides. RefSeq lists its product as uncharacterized. The record is from RefSeq and is a predicted model, not a curated record. NCBI's taxonomy places the organism in Eukaryota, Metazoa, Arthropoda, Insecta, Lepidoptera, Plutellidae.
ACGACAGCACAACAUGUCAUAAAUGGUUUUCUUCUGAUAAAAAAUAUUUUAAUUUAUUUGGUGUAAAAUAAAAUUUCAAGUUACAUCGUAAACAUGACGCUAAUAAAUUAAAUAGGCCUCACCGAUAAUUUUUCACUAUUCUUCGUUGUGUAAGGAGUGACCAGGGCUGGUGGACUCAUGUUGAACCGGGAGUCGACGGCCCAGCUCGUGGUGAUGUCGUCCAACAGCAAGGAGCUCUCGCAGGAGGCGAAACAAAUGAACGACGACAUCAUCCAGUUCAUGCGCAAGCGCAGCCGCGACCCGCUGUGCGGCGCCAAGUACACCACUCUGGUGCACCUCGAGCGCAAGCGUCAGAAGGCGCUGCGCGCGCGCCGGGAGCCCGCGCUGCGCCCCUCGCUGUACUCCAGCAAGAAGCGAGGCGAGGAGCAGGACGAGAGGAGCCCACCCUCGCCUGAGGAGCCAGCUCCAGUGGAGCGUCGCCGCUCGGAGCAGCACUCGCACUCUCGCACGCUGCACCACUCGCACCACUCGCACGAGCCGCCGGCGGACCGGCGGCGCGGCGGCGACGACGGCGGCGGCCGCGGCUGCCGCCCCAAGAAGCCCAAGUGCGGCAAGUCGCAUCGGAGGCGAUCGUCGCAUCGCGGGCGCGACGGCUGCAAGAAGCGUCGCUCGAGCCGACGCCGCUCCAAGUGCAAGCCGAAGCGUCGCCGCUCCAAGAACCGCUGUGCCAAGAAGCCGAAGCGCCACCGCUGCAAGCCGCGCCCCAACAAGUGCAAGCCGAAGAAGAAACGCCGCUGCUAAAUGCAACAACUGCAGAGAGAAAGCCAACGGUUGACACGAGAGUUAUUAAGGAAACAUGCCAACGGAGAUGCAAGCGUUUCCACCGGCGCCGCGCGAGCUGAGGUGGAUAGCAACUUCAAACAUUGAACUUUUCGGAUUGAUUAACAUAAUGCUAAUCUACGUCACAUGUCCAAGUGUUCGUUACAAAGUUUAUAGUAUUUUAUCUUGUAUUUUUUAUAGUAAUGAAGUUUUUAUAGUCAUGUCUACGAUAUUUUUAAAUUUUUGGCGGUCUAAAUUAUUAUUAGUCUAAUUUUUAAUAAACAUUUUUAUGAUUA